Messenger RNA from Vespula vulgaris, 1454 nucleotides. RefSeq names its product diphosphomevalonate decarboxylase (gene Mvd). Lineage: Eukaryota; Metazoa; Arthropoda; Insecta; Hymenoptera; Vespidae. The transcript has 9 exons. Bases 174 to 1349 code for a protein of 391 amino acids. Gene Ontology annotation, molecular function: diphosphomevalonate decarboxylase activity; ATP binding. Gene Ontology annotation, cellular component: cytosol. The record is from RefSeq and is a predicted model, not a curated record. Gene Ontology annotation, biological process: isoprenoid biosynthetic process; isopentenyl diphosphate biosynthetic process, mevalonate pathway.
UUUAUUUCGGUUAUGUUCGGGUAAACUCGACGUAUAAUAACGGUAGUGUGUAACAAUAGAAGAAAGGUAACCAAAGAGAAAAUUACUGCACUAUAUACAAGAAAAAUACUUCCUUACUAGCGGUGUAAUGCUUAGUGUCGACGUUAUCGCGCCAGUUUUCUCAAAUUAACGUCAUGGGUACCGUUACAUGCAUUGCUCCUGUUAACAUCGCUGUUAUUAAAUACUGGGGUAAACGCGACGAAAAUUUACUUUUACCCAUUAAUGAUUCUAUAAGUGUGAGUCUAGAUACAGAACAGCUAUGUGCAAAAACUACCGUUAUGAUGAGCCAACAUUUCAAAGAAGACUGUAUAUGGUUAAAUGGAAACAAAGAAAAUAUUAACAAUCCAAGAUUACAAAAAUGCUUGACUGAAGUUAGAAAAAGAGCAAAGCUUACCAAUGAGUUAAUGGAUUGGAAACUUCAUAUUUGUUCAGAAAAUAAUUUCCCAACUGGAUCUGGUUUAGCUUCUAGUGCUGCAGGAUAUGCAUGUCUUGCUUUAGCUCUUGCAAAAUUAUAUAAAAUAGAGGGUGAUAUUAGUACUAUUGCACGAGUAGGAUCUGGUUCAGCAUGUAGAAGUACUAUAGGAGGUUUUGUGAGAUGGCAUAUGGGAUCAUGUGAAAAUGGCGAUGACAGUAUAGCAAAACAAAUUGCACCGGCGUCUUAUUGGCCAGAAAUGAGGAUUUUAAUAUUAGUCAUAAAUGAUCAAAAGAAAAAACUUUCUAGUGCUGUUGGUAUGAAGAGAACCGUAGAUACCUCUGAACUUUUACAUUACCGUGCUAAAUAUGUCGUACCAGAGAGGACAGAAAAAAUCCAGACAGCAAUUAUGAACAAAGACUUCUCAACUUUUGCAGAAUUGACCAUGAAAGAUUCCAAUCAAUUGCAUGCAGUAUGCCUAGACAGUUAUCCUCCUAUUAUAUACAUGAAUGACAUUUCUUUUGCAAUUAUAAAUCUUAUUCAUUCAUAUAAUACUGUAGUUAAUGAUAUAAAGGUAGCAUAUACAUACGAUGCAGGGUCGAAUGCAAUUUUAUAUUUAUUAGAGAAGGAUAUGCCACAACUUGUAGCAAUUUUAGAUCAUUAUUUUCCUCCCGACAAUAAUAAUUUGGACAGUUAUAAAAGAGGCAUACCUAUAGAAACAAAACAACUUUCACAGGAUUUACUAGAAAAAAUAGAUAAUAAAGUCCAAGAACCAGGUAAAAUUAAAUAUAUGAUACAUACGACUGUAGGAGAUGGACCUAAGUACCUUGAAAGUCCAAAAGAUCAUCUCCUAAAUGAUCAAGGUUUACCUAUACGACUUACAAGUCCUUUAGUAUAAUUCAAUGAAUAAAUAAAUAUCAGCAUUCGUUUAUUUGCACGAAUUUUUCAUAUAUGGUUUAUUAGUACAAGGGAACUUAUGGAAUAAUAUAAUUGUUGCAGAAAA